Culicoides brevitarsis is the source of this 938-nucleotide messenger RNA. RefSeq names its product proteasome subunit alpha type-5 (gene Prosalpha5). Gene Ontology annotation, cellular component: proteasome core complex, alpha-subunit complex; proteasome core complex; nucleus. The record is from RefSeq and is a predicted model, not a curated record. Gene Ontology annotation, biological process: proteasome-mediated ubiquitin-dependent protein catabolic process. NCBI's taxonomy places the organism in Eukaryota, Metazoa, Arthropoda, Insecta, Diptera, Ceratopogonidae. The transcript is spliced from 2 exons. The coding region runs from base 138 to 866 and encodes 242 amino acids.
AAACGAACUCGCAUGACGUUUAAGUGACAGUUGAUGAGUUGCAGAUUUGCUGUUUACCAUUAAAAUUGUUGAAUUUUUCCCGAUUUUACUAUUUUUUGCUUCUUUUUCAUCAAAAAUUUACUUCACAAGUAACGAGGAUGUUCCUUACUCGCUCCGAAUACGAUCGUGGGGUCAAUACCUUUUCGCCCGAAGGACGUUUAUUUCAAGUAGAAUACGCCAUUGAAGCAAUUAAGCUCGGAUCUACCGCAAUUGGGAUCUGUACGAAGCAUGGAGUUGUCAUCGCGGUCGAAAAGCGCAUCACUUCUGUGCUCAUGGAACCGGCAAAAGUAGAAAAAAUCGUCGAAAUCGAUCGUCAUAUUGGUUGUGCGACAUCUGGAUUAAUUGCCGAUGCUCGUACUUUACUCGAUCGCGCGCGAAUCGAAGUGCAAAAUCACUGGUUUGUCUAUAACGAACGCAUGACAGUCGAAUCUUGCGCGAAAGCUGUGUCUGUGGAAGCGAUUAAAUUCGGCGAUAGUGACAGCGAAUCGGCAACAAGUCGUCCAUUUGGUGUUGCAAUCUUAUUUGCGGGCAUCGAUGAUGGCGAACCGCAAUUGUAUCACAUGGAUCCAUCAGGGACAUAUACGCGUUUCGAGGCAAAAGCCAUCGGGAGUGGCAGCGAAGGCGCUCAACAAACGUUGCAGGAACAAUAUACGCCGGAUUUGACGUUGGAAGACGCCUUGAAUGUGGCUUUGAGCAUCUUGAAGGAAGUCAUGGAGGAGAAAUUAAAUUCCACAAAUGUCGAAAUAAUGACAAUGACACCCAAGGAGCUCUUUAGAAUGUAUUCCAAGGAGGAAAUUGAGCAGGCGAUCGGCAACAUGCAUAAUUAAUUCGUGUUUUUCGGGUUUUUAUGGAAUAAAAAUUCAUUUUUUUCAACAUUAUUAUUAAAAAUCACGCUAAAA